AUGUCUUUUAUCAUAAAACUGCAGCAUUUGGCGCGGCAGGCACGGGCCGCCGACAUUCGCUCCUUCUUUUCGGGUCUCUCCAUCCCGUCGGGCGCGGUCUGCAUCGUGGGCGGCGACUCGGGCGAGGCCUUCAUCGGCUUCGAGACGGACGAGGACGCGCGCCUAGCCAUGCUCCGCUCGGGCCAGCCGCUCUGCCAGCAGGCCGUGGAGCUGUCCCUCUCCUCCCGCAAAGAGAUGAACACCGCCAUGGAGGAGGCGAAGAAAUUGUCUCGCCUCGUCCAGAAUAUUAGUAAACCCCCGGACAGCCAACCCCUGUCCUCUCCCUCUUUCUCAGCAGAUGUCAACGAAAACAGUCAAGGUAUGCAUUUUCAGAACGUGAUCAACACGCCUCAGAACAUCGAGGAGUUUGAGAUGAAAAGUGGGAUUUUCUGGGGAAAAUGGGGCUUAUUCGAAAGGGUAUGGGUGAAUUCUUCGAUUUCUUGGUAAAAUACGGGGUUAAAAAUUUUGAUUAUAUGAUUUUUUAUACGAAAGCUGCAAGUUUUCUUAUUGCAAUAUUCUUGUUCUUAAAGUUGAAGAUUUUAGAAGUUGAUAUCUCUAAAUUUAGUUCUUAAAAAACCUCUUGGGAAAAUUUUUGAAGAUUUUUUCUUCUUUAUUUGAAGUACUACGGUUCUUAUUGGGAAUCUUGUUGAAGAACGAGAAGGCUUUUAUAAACUUGAACCAACAGUUCUGAGUUGGGCUUCAUGGUUGAUGACCUUGAAUUUUGCCGACAGAUUUUACCAUGGAAAAAGUUAUGGGUGGAUUCUUCAAUUUCUUGUUGAAAUACGGGAUAACUCUGAAUUUUGUUCAUAAAAACAGGGGAAGAUUUCUUUAUUCGAAAUGCUACUUUUCUUGGCAAUGAAUCCCACUUUCUCCCCGUUUUUCUCUUGGUGAAGAACGAGAAGAUUCUAAACUUAAACCAACAAUUAUGAAUUUGGGCUUCAAGGGUUGAUAAACUUGAUUUUACCGACAACUUUUAACAUAUGCUGUUUACUGGCCUUUGCUGGUUUUACCUGCCCAUUCCCAGUCCUUGCUCUGUUCAGCUUCUUUCGUCAUUUUUUGGGUUUCGUAUGUUUGCGUUCUUGACACUGUCCGUUUAUUCGCGGUCGACGUGAUAUUCAAAUACAUAUUCUAUGAUAAACUAAAAGUGGUAUAUAUACCUCAAAAAAUGGGUUAUGGGGCAUAAUUCAAAUACAUGUUUGAUUUGCAAAGAAUCAAUAUCACUGAGAACGUGAUCGCAAUAAUUUAAAGUCAACAGAAUGUUUCAAAACUCUUGUGGCAAACAAAUACGAUAUGUCGCAGAAUCGAAUGUUCGAAUUCUCGCAGCACAUAAAAGUAUCAGUAAACUGGUUUAUACAUACCUGCUUCCAUAGCAAAAAUUCUCUGCACUGCACUGGCUUUAGUAGUGCAAUCGAAACCUAUAUUGCCUAUUGAGCGCUGCGAUACGACAGGCUUUUUGGCCGUUGAAUAAAUGUGUCUCAUAGAAUGAUCGCUUCAAAGAAUCCAACUUUUUUCAGCCUUCCAGCGUCGCAUUUGUCUUCCUGGUAGCAUUUUUGAGUUCGGUGAUCGGCUCUUCGAAUUUGCGGUGGCUGUGCAGUAAGUAUGCACAAGAUUCUUUAUCUCCAAUAGCGUCCAACCUACAUUGUGCAAUAAUCUUGUGCUUUGUUAUACAGGGUUGGCAACUAAGGCCUUCCAAGUUUGUUUUUCUUACAAAUUAUGCAGUACUGGUCCGUUUUCAACAAGCGUAUGUUGUAAUAAUGACAAAGUGCGCCAUUUUUUGCCCAUAUAAUUUUGAAAAAGCUCUUUCAAAGUUAUAUGGGCAAAAAAUGGCAGACUUUGCCAUCAUUACAAUAUACGUUUCGUUGAGGGACGAGUGCUGCAUAAAUUGUGCGAAAAACAAACUAUGAGGUAGUCUGUAGAAAAGAAGCGUUGCAUUUGGUUUUUCUGGCAACGUAGCAUUCUUUUUUUUCGAAAUUUGUGCCUUCUUCGAACGAUACUUGUAUCGAGUUCUUUGUUCAUUCAGUAGUGACAUACCGGAUUUAGCAUUCUCCUUCAGCCCCCGGAACGUUGUCACCAAACUUUCACAAGUUCUCUUUGCGAAUGAUCAAACCCGUCGUGAAGGAGUGAUUUGUGUUUACUCACUUGUCGGUUAUUUCUACAAGAUUAUGACAGCGUCCUCCGCCACAAACUCCUAAAAAAUCCUGCAAAGAUCUGGAUUAAAGUUGCUUUUCGCGUUACUCGUGCAGUACCUAGUUGUCUGACCUGGACACUAAGGACAACCUGUGUCAAAUUUCCGGUCGACGCUGCGGCAUCCAUUCUCUCUUACUUCCCAAUAUUUCACAGCACUAAAAUGUCCAUGAAUAGAAUUACAAAGUAUCAAUUUUGCACCGUUACGGUUUUUAUGUGAAAAUACACGUCAUAAAAUUUUCUUGCCUUCAAUUGGAACCGUCCUAGCUGCAUAAUUGUCUACGCAGUAGACCAAAAGUUAUAGGCGAGCAUGUGGGUCUCAAUCAUCGCUGGGCACAUCGAAAAUUCAAAGUUGACUGAUGGAUCGAAAGCAUUGGUAUUUAUCCAAUCAUGACUGCAAGCCAGAACCAUCUUUUUUCUAACGCAACUCAGCAAUUUGCUUAGGGCCUUAUACCGGUAGACUUCCAAUGACCACUUUAAAAAAUUAGCCCACCACCGUAGGCACCAAACGGUUUUUUUGAUAAAUAUAUAAAAUACGAAAUGAAAGCCAAAAUAUUGUAUCCAAUAUUCCACUUUCAUUUUUAUGGCAACUGUGUACCAAGGCACUCGCUAUGGCUUAGGCUAUCCUUGUCGUUGCAAAUGCUGGAUUAUUAUUCUUUUGAACUAGAUACUCUGGAAUCGCAAAAAAUGAUGGAGAAAUAAAACGAAUGAUCAGGGGAAGUGCCCUGUGAAGCUAAUUUUUUACAUUUUUGCCCCAAAGCUGGCAAAGAUAUGGCCAUAAAGUGUAUUCUCUGUCACCCCCUUCGCGUUUCGCGCCUUCUCCCGGCCGCAAAGAUCGUUGAAUUUCUCGGAUGCGCCUGCAAAGCGCGAGCUAAAAUUUUCAGGAAGUGACACGUAACCUAUACCGGGAAUGCGUGAAAAUUUUAAGGAAAAUCUGGCCGUCACAGUUGGAGUAUUUCCCUUGUAAAUUUAGAGCAUUUUUUCUACUAAAUCUUUCUCAAGAAAAUAAAAAAUUUUAUGCGUUAGCUGCACUGAAAAAGGCUUUCCUAGAUCUUGAUAUUUCAAAAUGUCAGAAUUGUGUUCGAAGGUUCUCAGAUCGUUUUCAUGACGAUUGUGAACAAAAUUUCAUAUCCAUCAAAAAAUUCGACAUGCCCUUCCAUCGACUAAACUUCUGGCGUAAAAAAUAAGUUUACUACUACUAAAAUAUAGGGUAAAAUGAAAAUUUCUCCCUUCCGUCCGAUAUAUCCUACGGAGAAAAUUUUAUGGUUCCUUAGAAAAAUACUGCUAUUAAUUCUUCUCUGACGACCUCGAAAAUAUUCGCUUGAACGUUGCAAAGAGGUUUGGCAAUGUUUUAAACGAGAGAAUACGUAAAAUGAAGAGAGAUGGAAAGACGAAAAAUGUUUUUCGGUUCUGUGCUAGCGAGUUUCACACGAUAAAAAGUUUGAUUUACUGCAUAAAUAUUACGCUCGAGCGCCAUCUACUAAUAGACGGUAAUCCAAAAUUAAUGUUAAAAUUAAUCCAAGCGCGAUCCCCAGCUGUAUUAGGAACUGAUUUCUUAAGCACAAAAAUAUCAGUUUUUAUGAUUUUUUCGAUUUGGGACAAAAAUCCGAUGUUUCUGACACGAGAAUACGUAAAAUGAAGAGAGUCGGUCAGACGAAAAAUGCUGUUUGAAUCUGCGCUUAAUUCUCAAUUUCUGAAUCAAAAUGGGGUUUCGAAAAUACUGUUCAUCUAAACUCUUUGUUUCCUCGAUCUCAAACAAAAUGAGGGAUUUUCGCAGCUUUUGCUUUAGAAAUGUCUACAGUUUCUGCACAUUGCGAUUUAAAAAUUCCCGAAAUGUCUUACAAUGAAGGCUUCCAUGGUGUCUGAACCAAAACUUGGCAGCUACUGAUAAACCAAGACCCCAUAGAAGUACUUUUCUUGUUAGAAAAUCAUGGUCAAGAUUUUCUAACAAGUUUCAUUAAAAUGUAGCGCUCUUGGAGCAUAAAAUUCAAAAGUUUUUGUGUAAUUUUUCAACUUGAAAAUGUCGCCAAUUUCCGCAAAAAGUAAUAGAAAAUUAUCUUUUUACACUCAAGAACUCCAAAAAUUUAAUGAAUGUCACAAAGUCAGUGAAAAAAACUCAACCAAAAUUAGUCGUAAAAAUAACCUCCUCCUGACCUCUGUAUUUUAGCCUCCUCAUCCGCGCCGCCCACCAAACUCUCCUCGAUUCUCGGCACCACCGACACCAACUGGACCGCCUUUCUGGAGCAGGCGCUGGAGCGCAUCGAGAAGGCCAAAGACGCGCCGAUCGGGCACCAAAGCGCGAUUUCGUUCGGAUCCCCCUCGGUUCUGGGCCACAAACCCGCCGAAAAACCGGUAGUCAUCGAACAAUUACCCACCCCACAAACCGACAACUACAGUGUCUAUCGCAGCACUGAGCCUCCGGCCCCCAAAUUUGAGCCCCCGAGUUUCUACGGCAACAAGUCGCUCGAAGCGGGCUAUGGGCGCGAAAAAAGUGGCCCCAACUUUGGAGAAAGCCCCAGUUUUGCACCGCCAGCACGUCAAAACUUUGAUGUUCCUCCACCUGGUGAGUUUUGAAGGGAAGAAUAAAGCUGUGGAGGGUAAAAUACGGAAAAAUUUCAAAUUUCUUUUUUUGUAGAUCAAAAAUGUUGUUUUAAGCGAAAAAUUGCGAAAAUUUUGAAAAUUCUUUAUUGAAAAUGUCAUGGAUAAUAUCCAUGAUGCUCUAAAAUUAAUGUGAAAUUGAUUUUAAAUCGAUUUGAAGUGAAAAAGAGGCAGAAAAAUGAAUUUUACAUCAAAAAUGUCAUGGAUAAUAUAAAAUUUGAUAAAUUUUGAAAAUUUUUUAAGAUUUUGAAACAUUUUUCCACAUUUUUAGGCCGUUUCGACCCUCAACGGCCUCAAGACAACUCCUCAGAUCGAUUCGGCCCACCUCGUCCACGCUACGGCCAAAAUCAGCCCAAUGAAAGAGGUCCUCCCAGAAAUGCCGAGCCCAACUUCCACCCGCCAAGACCCGAUCGCAACCAAUUCGAGGAGUCGGAGAUUCGAACCAUCCGCCAUCCCGAUCAUUUCGGCCGCCCUAAUCAACCGGGCGGACUGAGCUUGGCGCCGCCCGCUGAUCCAGAACAUCGAGAAGGAGAGCAGCCGAAAUUCCCGCUCCCAGGCGCUCGGAACCCACCAUUCGAGAGGAAUCAGAAGCCAGAGGGCCGAGGAUUUUUUGGAGCUCCUAGAGUGGGCCUGGACAGACAAAGAAAUCAGGAGCGCCCACCGAGAAACGACGGAAAUAGGUUCGGAGAAGCGCCCCAAAAACAAAGAUUUGAUCCCCCGCAAAGAUUCGGCUUCGAAAAUAAAGGAAGAAAUGACAGAGACAAUCAAUAUGCCCAACGAAAUGAAACAGCACGAUUUGCAGGCAGAGAGGGUCAAGGAUUCGGGCACAGAGAACGAAAUGGCCAAGAGUAUGGGCAAAGAGAUGGUGAAGAUGAAAGAUUCGGCCACAGAGAUCGGGAAGGCCAAGGAUUCGAACCCGAAAGAGGCCCUGGCCCGGGAUUUGGACAGAACAGAGAGUUUGGCCAGAAAUUUGGCCAGGACCGAGAGUAUGGCCAGAAAUUUGAUCAAAAGUUUGGACAAAGAGAGAACCUCCAGAACCGCCCAUUCCAACGUCCAAAUCAGGAGAACGAUUUUAGAAAUCAACGACAGAAUCCAGGAAGAUUUCCGAGAAACGGUCGUGGCAAAGGACGCGACUUUCCCCGCCGAAACGACGAAAAUCCACCGCAAGGAAGGGGAAGAUUCGACGGGAAUGCGCCGUUUUCGGAUGGCCUUCCCGCCCGAGAACCACCGCAGAUCUGGGCCGAUAAACGGAUUGAGGAACGAACCCACAGCUGGAAUCAGCCUCCGCCCGUGGAAUCAAGCCGCUACCUGCAGCCGGACAAAUUCCCCAACAGUUUCGAUCCGACCGCCCCACCUCCCCGAAAUUUCGAUGCCCCACCUCCAUUUGCGGACCCACCGAAGCCGGACAUGACUCCAGAAAUGCUGGAGAUGCUCAGAAUCCAACAACAGGCUAUGGCCGCUCUCAAUGCACCGAAUAUCCCACAACACGUGGAUCCGGAGGAACUCUUCGUGGAGCUGAGCCGAUUGCCCCCGAACUUGGAAGAUCAUCAGAAUUUGAAGGGAUUCCUGGGAAUCCCCGUGGAAUUGAAGAGCACACAUGAGAAUGGUAGGCUUGAGGGGGAGUUGGUAGGGAGUUGGAUAGGUUUGCCGGAAGUUUGGAGAACUUUUGGAAGGUCUGGGAUAUUGUUUUAGGCAAGGGGGUGAUUUAGAAAAAAUUUGGGAAAUUCAUGGAGGUUUUGGUGAUUUUUGGGUUGAUUUUUGGGGUUUAUGAAGCUAUGUGGGAUUUAGAGUGGUCUGAGAGGAAUUUUGGAGAGAUAUGAGGGGUUUUUGAUAUUGAUUUAGACACAGGUAGUGAUGAUUUUAGGAUUUUUUGGAAAUUUUUGGAAAAUUUGUGGAGUUGAAGGAUCGUGUGGUGAAUUUUAUGAAACUAUUUGAAAUUUGAAACAUUGUAAGAGUGAAAUUCGAGGGAUUUGCGGGAAUUCGGAUAUUAUUUUAGGUGAUUUUAUGAUUAUUAUAGAAUUUUUUGGAAAAUUUUUUUUGAUUAUUGGUUUUAAAAAGCUGGUGGAUGGGAGAAGCGUGAAAUAUAUUGUGUGAUUUUGAGUAUAAGUUGUUUUUCCAAACCGUAGGGACCGUAUUUUAAACAAAUUUUUUUGAUUUGGGAUGUUGAUUUAGGUGAAGCUAAAAAUUUUGGAAAUUUAGUUGAAUGUCGGGUUAAUUGAACUUUGUGGGUGUUGUAGAUAGAUUGAGGAAGAUUUUUUUAAAAAAAAUUUCAGGAGUCUUGAUCCAUACCAUUGUGAAAUGCACCAACAAAGAGGACGCGCGCCGCCUCAUCCAAAGAGAUGGAGAAUUGGGAAUAAAGUAAGAAUUUUUUAUUUUUUUGUGAUUUUUAGGUCUGUUAUUGGACGCUAGAGGAUCUAGAGGCAUUUUGGACCUUCUGGAAUACAUGAAUUUAAAAUUUUUGAUCAUAAAAUGUUAAAAAUUUCAAAUAAUUUCGAGUUUUCUUCAGAAUUCGCUGGUCGGAUCGUCGAAGUUUCGAAGGAAAAUCCCCGUCGCCAUCUCACCCGGAGAGAAAACGUCGAAUGGAGCCGCACGACACACCAGUCCCAUCGAAAAUCCCGGAAAAUCAGAGCUGGAAAAACUCGAACAGAGAGAAGGCUGGAAAUAUCUUGUUGCUGAAUGUCCCAUACAAGUCGAACGAACGUGAAGUCAUGAAGUAAGUAGUGAUAAAAGAGGUUUGAAAAAAAUUGGAGAUGUUUUUUGGUGAUUGGACACUAAAAUUUUAUGUUUUAGCUACCUCCGAGUCGCUACCGUAUACAAUGUGGACUUAAAACAGGUCUGUGAGCCGAAUUACACGAGAUCUGAUGCGUGGGUGGUCACUGUGUUUGACGCAGAGGACCUGCAGAAGCUCCAUGGACAUCGAGGAACCAUUGACGGACGAAAUGUCAGGUAGGAGAACGGGUUAUAUUACUUUAGACAGCAAAAGUGGAUGAUGAUUUUUAAAAGAGCUGGAAAUUGGUGUAGAUAGGGGUAUUUUGAUGUUUUUUGAAGUGCAGUUUGAAGAAUAUAGCCUUUAUUUGAGAUUAGAAGUAUUAGCGUUGCAGUUUAGCCAUAGUUUAGGGUGGAAAAAGAGGUUAUAUUACUUUAGACAUCAUAUUUGAUGAUGAUUUUGGAAGAGCUGGAAAUAGGUAUAAAUCGAUGAAUAUUGAUUUGUUUUACUGUUUGGCUUGAAGAAUAGAGUCUAGAUUUGUCUUUAGAGGUAUUUUUUAGAAGUUUAGAAAUUUUUUGGGACUUGGGAGGAGAAUAUAUUAUUUUAGACAUCAGAUGUGAUUAUUAUAUGGGAAGGGCUGAAAGUGGGUGUAGAUAGGUGAAUAUUAGGCAGUUUUUUCAUUUUAAUUAAAUGAUCAGGAGUGUAUUUCAUUUGGAUGUGAUUUUUUUGUCAUAUUAGGGAGCAUUUCUGGCUCAGGAGGAGGUUAUAUUACUUUAGGCAUCAAAAUAGGUGAUGGUUUUGGAAGGGCUGGAAGAUGGUGUGGAUAGGGGGAUAUGGAUUUGUUUUGAUGUUUAGAGUGAAGAUUGGGCAGCGAAAAUGUUGAUUAUGUGGUUUAAUUGUUGAUGUAGGCGAUAUUUCCGGCUCAGAAAAGGAUUAUAUUGUUUUAGAGAUCAAGAUUUAGGAUUGUCUUGGAAGAGCUGGAAGUUGAUGUAGAUGGGUGAAUAAAAGUUUAAAUUGGGGUUUGAAAUAAAAUUUAGGCUCUAAAUUUCAUAUGUAUGUGUUCAUUUUAUAAUUUAGGGUGUUCAACAUCCCUCCGGAAAUGGCCGAAGCCCUCCUCUCGGAAGGAAUCCGCGAUCGCAAAAAAUUGGAUGAAGAGCUCCGAGCAUUGCCCAAGAACCCACCAAGACAAGAUCCUCCCACCCCACAGCCUCAGCAGCCGAUCCCAUCAUUGCUCAGUCUGGCUCCUGCGGUGAUUAAUCAACCUCCACGCCAACCUCCGGCCUCUUUACCCCGCCCCAAUGGCCGUCCCCCAAUGUUUUUUGGUCAUCAGCCCGCGAUCCAUCACAAAUUCUCGAGAAAUAAGAGGGAUUCAGGCGGUGAGUUGAUGAUUUUUUUGGGGUAGGAUGUGUAAAAUAUGAUUUUUUUGGGAAAAAAAUUUUUGUGAAAAAAAAUGGAAGAAAAUGUUGAAAAAAAAAUUUUUGGAAAAAAAUUUUGAAAAAAAAAUUUUGAAAAAAAAAAUUUGAAAAAAAAAUUUUCUGAAAAAUUUGAAAAAAAUUGAAAAAUAAAAUUUUUAGAUUUUUUGAUUGGAGUGUAAAAUACGAGUUCUACUGCUUUUUUUGCUCUAUCUUUAAAAUUUUAUUCAAAUUUUUUUUCAGGUCCUCAACAUAACUUUGAUGAAGAAUCCACUUCCAACGACAACUCCAACCACGAACCCAGCGAAAAUCAGCCAAUCAACGACGAAUUCCACAGCGAAUCGAUCGACGAACCCAUCAAAGAAGAGAACGAUCUCCCCAAAGUCACUUACGCCUCCUUCGAUCAGCCCUCCAAAGUGGAAAGCCCACCGCCGGAGAACAACAACGGACAAGAGGAGGGCGGGAAACAGACCGAAGACAGCCCCAACCCUCGCCCUCCACCCCAGCAAUAUCCCCGGCCGCAGUUCGGCCGAGGUCGCGGCCGCGGACGCCGAAACUUUGACAAUAACCGCGGCCGAAGGCUUUAUUGA
Bursaphelenchus xylophilus (pine wood nematode) is the source of this 9530-nucleotide messenger RNA. The record is from the annotation of a GenBank genome assembly. Lineage: Eukaryota; Metazoa; Nematoda; Chromadorea; Rhabditida; Aphelenchoididae.